Molecule: messenger RNA, 1559 nt
Organism: Cyprinodon tularosa
Lineage: Eukaryota; Metazoa; Chordata; Actinopteri; Cyprinodontiformes; Cyprinodontidae
Gene: pnp4b
Product: purine nucleoside phosphorylase 4b
Exons: 7
Coding region: 100-984 (294 amino acids)
Biological process (GO): nucleoside metabolic process
Cellular component (GO): cytoplasm
Molecular function (GO): purine-nucleoside phosphorylase activity
Source: RefSeq, a predicted model, not a curated record
UUUGUGUAGUAAAUAAGCCAAUCAGAAGAGAGGAUGCUCUGACCCUCCCUCUCAUCUUGUUUUCUUUUCUUCUUCUUGUAAUAAUUCUGCACCCUGAAGAUGCACACCAAAGGAAGCUCCUGCUGCUGCUCCUUCGAAGACUACAAGCUGACCACCGAAUGGCUACUGAACCAGACCCGGCAUCGACCCAAGGUGGCAGUUAUCUGCGGGUCAGGACUCGGCUUAUUGGCCGAAGGAGCCGCCGACAAGCAGACCUUCAGGUACCAGGACAUCCCGAACUUCCCAGUCAGUACAGUUCCAGGUCAUGAAGGCUGUCUGGUUUUUGGGACCAUCGAGGAGACACCCUGUGUCUUCAUGAAGGGCCACUUUCACCUGUGUGAGGGUUACUCUCUGUGUCAGGUCACUUUCCCUGUUAGAAUCUUCAAGCUGAUGGGUGUGGAGUUCAUGCUGGUGACAAAUGCCUCCGGAGGGAUCUGCCCGGACUUUAAGGUUGGAGACAUCAUGAUCAUUAAAGACCACAUCAACCUCCCUGGGUUUGCUGGACAGCACCCUCUGUGUGGACCCAAUGAUGAGCGGUUUGGUACCAGGUUCCCUUGCAUGUCAGAUGCCUACAGCAAAGACCUGAGGACGCUGGCUCUGGAUGUCGGCUCUGAGCUUGGCUGCAGCGACUUUAUUAGAACAGGGGUCUACUGUAUGGUGAGCGGACCCAACUUUGAGACCAUCGCUGAGGCCAGAGUGCUGCUGACACUGGGCUGUGACUCUGUGGGUAUGAGCAUGGUUCCUGAGGUGACUGUGGCCAAACACUGUGGACUUAAAGUUCUGGGUCUGACCCUCGUCACCAACAAGGUGUCUCUGGAUUACAGCCGCGAAGAGAAGGUGAACCACGAUGAGGUUCUAGAGAUCUGCAAGAUGAGGGCGGAGCUUCUUCAGAAACUCGUCACUACAUUGAUUGGACGCUGCCAGCAGAACAUCAACAGGCAAUGACUCACAACUGAGACCCGGACAUGCAUCUAAGACAUGGACAUCUGAGACAUGGACUGGACUUUGAGACCCACCAAAGACAUGGAUCUAAGAACCAGGAAGGAAACCUGAGAAAUGAAAUCUUAAUGUCCACAAAUCAUGACAGAAAGAAUAUUUUAGAUUAAAAAGGAAUUGUAGGGGACUAGACAAGGACCAGCAAAGGCCCAAGGAAAGUGAAAGGCUACUACUGUAUAUAUAGUGACUGAUAGAUUUGGGGUUAGGGCGGACAUUUGGACAAAGCCACAGACAUCUAAGACUUGGACAUCUUACACUGACUCAAACCUAUGACUCGGAUAUCAGAGACUGACUCAAACCCCAGAUAAGGGCUCAAACCUGAGACCUGGACUCACAACUGAAACAUUAACAUCUAGGACUCUGACUCACUUGGACCAUAUGGGACUCAUGACUUAAACCAAAGACUCUGACUUAAUCUUGAAAAAUGAACAACUGAGACUCGGACUCUGGAGGCACUCUGUGGGGUGCUGUUGUUUUACACGUUUCUCUCGAGUUUCUGUUCCUAAUAAAAACGAGCAACCUUC